This is a messenger RNA of Dentiscutata erythropus, 494 nucleotides long. NCBI's taxonomy places the organism in Eukaryota, Fungi, Glomeromycota, Glomeromycetes, Diversisporales, Gigasporaceae. The record is from the annotation of a GenBank genome assembly.
AUGACCCAAACCUCUGAAAAAAUAGUUCGAUAUCUGCGAUCUGAUGCAACUCCUUUAUCAGAUGAUAAUAUACAAGAUAUCAUUAAUGCCAGAAAUUCAAUGAAACGUGCAUCAGAAGCUAUGGCUAUUAAAUAUAAAAUAUCAACAAGGCGUGUAUAUCAAAUAUGGAGGGACAAUCAUCCGCCAAUAGAUCCUAGAGAAGUAGUAUCACAACCAAUUAAUAUAGGGUCGAUAUCAUUAUUGCGGAGCAAUGACCCAAAGGGUCUAUCAAAAAAUGUUAGUCAAAAAAAUAAGAUUAAUAAUGAAACAAUGGAACUAACACAACCCAAGAUGAGUCAAAGACUCAAAGCUCAGCUUCCUCAAAGUUCUACUUCCUUAUGUGCAGUAAAAAAAAGAGUCUCUUCUAUAGACAAUACAUCUAAGAGAAAAUCCGAUCUUGAAAAAUUAAUGAAAGAUACUGAAAGAUUAGCUCCUAUAUUCCCGUCUUUGCCUCA